Molecule: messenger RNA, 2191 nt
Organism: Meloidogyne enterolobii
Lineage: Eukaryota; Metazoa; Nematoda; Chromadorea; Rhabditida; Meloidogynidae
Source: the annotation of a GenBank genome assembly
CUGAUGAUACAUUUACUUGGCGUUAUUGGCAAAAGUUGCAAUUUAUUGCAAAAUUUAUUGCUAAACCUGCAAAAUCAGAAAAGCCACCAAAAAGUGUUAAUAAAAUGAAAUUAGGCCGAAUAAUAAAAGACAAAAUUUUUCUUACCGCCGAGAAAGAUGAGGCUCUUAUAUCUGCUUGCAAGGAUCGUCCUAUUCUUUGGGAUCGUUCUCAUCCUGAUUACAAAAAUGUUCUUCAAAGAGCCUAUGCCUUUGAUGAAGUGGCUAAAAUACUUUCUGAUGAUCAUCAUAAAUAUUCUAGAGUAAAAGUAGGGUUUAUUUGGCGAAGUUUGCUUUCCACUUUCUAUUUGCAAUUUCUUGCUAAUAACGGGCAAGUAAAUAACAAAAUUGAAGGGCAACCUACUAGUACUGGAACCGAAAAAUCAAAAUCAUCUCAAGAAGAUUUUCGCAAAGGCAGUCAAGACUACGUUUUGUUUACUUCCGAUCAAAAAGAAGCUUUUAUUGAUGCUAUUCGGGAACGUCAAAUUAUUUGGGGUUUUAUGCCACGUACCUUCGAAGAGUUUCAAGAAAGGAGAGCUGCCUAUAAUGAAGUCGCUGAAAUUCUUUCCGACAAUAAAUCAAAAUAUACAGGGCCAGAAAUGCAAUAUUUAUGGCAUAAUUUGCGUAGUUCAUUUCAACAUAUGUUGAAAAAGGUUAUUGCAAAUGAAGGAGAUGAUAGUAAAAUUACUUGGAUUUAUUGGAAAAAGUUAAAAUUUAUUGAAGAAUAUGAGCGUACAAAAAUAAAUAUAAGAAUACCACAGCAAGCGUCGUCUCUUAAUUCAAAAAAAGCGGGCGAAGAAGAAGAGGAGGAAGAACAAAUAAACGAGCCGUCUACGAGUGAUAACUAUCAUCAUGCUUCUCAAAAGGAAAAAGAUUUUGUCAACAAUUUGAAUUCUAUGACUGUUGAUUUGUCUAAUUUUGCCAUCUUUCCUGAUGAGGUUGAAAAGGGUAUUAAAAAGUUGGAUGGCCAUGUCCAUGUUAAAACAAGAAGUUCAACAUGUAAUAAUGAUAAUAUUUUGUCAAUUAAUGCUAGUUCAACUUUGACCAAUUCAAAUAACUCGACAAACAGCCAAAUUGAUGAAUGGAAGAAAAAAUCUCGUUAUUUUACAAAUUGUGCACAUACGGAUACUUGUGAUCCUUUUGGUUUAUUUGAAGCAAAUGAAGAAAAUAUUUGUUUUAGCUGUUUGGAGAUUAGAGCUGAUUUAAGACAAAAGGCCAUUUUAAUGUGGGACGGUGAACAAUUGGAACAACAACUUUGUGAUUAUGCAUAUUUCCAUGCCAUUAAAAUAUUUAACCCUAAUGCUGAAUAUCAAUUUGCUAAUUCAAAAUCUCAACAUCCUUAUUUUCUUUCUUAUAAAAAUAUUAGACAACAAGUAAAAAUUAUUCUUAAAAAUUUGUCUUCUUUAUUUAAUUUCCCUUCUGAAAUGACAAAUGCUGCAAAGAGAGCGUUUAUGAAACAGACAAAAAAUAAUCAAAACGCUUUGAGAAUUUCUUCAUAUUGCAAGCCUAAUAAUUUCAUUGUCUGUUUCCGGCAUGCAAAAUUGUUUUGUAUUUAUUAUCGCCUUCUUCAUAUGGAUUGGAAUAUUCAUUGGAAUUGUUAUUUAAGGAUAUCUCAAAUUCAAAAACGUUUGCCUAAUUUGAAUGAUUCUAAUGUUAUAAAUGCUAUUGAUCCUCAAAUUUUUAUGUAUAUUUCAAAGGAAUAUUUUUCUUUAUUUAAAAUGCUAGAUGAACGCUUAUAUGAUGGAAGUGAUGGAAACAAAAAAAGUUUUAGUUACGGAGUUACGGACUCGUUACUUGAAGGCUUUUAUAGCUGGGACAAAUUUAAUGAUUAUAUUAAGGAUAUGGGAAUAUUGAAAAGAAUGGAAGAAGAAAAAUAGUAAUAUCUUUUUAUAUAUUAAAAAUUUUAGACAUCUUUUAUUUAUAUGUUAACACAUCAAUUUAACCAACAACCAAAAAUUUUCUCCACACCGGGGUUCGAACCUCCGACCCUAUAAUUAGUUGAUUUAAAUAUCUUUCCAGUACACCAAACUAUUCUAGGGUGGGUAGUUAGCGGAUUAGACCUCCGACCUUGUGGGUAUUUUAUCAGAAAAUUUUCCCACUACACCAAAGUAUUUUUCUUGGAUGGUUAAGUGGUUUAAAUUGCUGUGUAAACAUG